ACCAAACUUAUCCUAUUCUCCAUUCUCGCAAGCUCAGUGGGUCCCAACGUCAUCAACGUCAUCGUGUUAUCUGCCGUUGCGAUUUAGCAGGCCUUUCUGCUACCGCUGAUGCCUUUCCAAAGAGGAUAAACAGAGAUGGAGUCGGAGGAAGAGCCGUUGGUGUCGGAUGAAGAGUCCGGCUGCUGCAGCGACUCGGGGGACAGCGACGAGGAGGGGUCAGCGACCCCUGCCCCCUCGCUGACCUCUGCCCGCGUCCCCCUGAUCGCGUGGGGGGCGGCCGUGGCCGCCUCAGGCAGCGCCCUGGUGGCCACACUGCCGUUGGCCGCUCCUUCAGCCAGCUCCGUUCCGUGCCCCCUGUUUUUGGCCGUAGCGGCCGCGGCCGUCGGCCUCUGUGGCCUCGCACUGUUGGCGCCGCGGGUCGGGCCACGACGAGGUCAUCUGGGGCCUCUGGUGAGGGCCGGCGGCUUCCAGGGUGCGGCCGUCGCGGCCCUCGGACUGGCCUCUCAGCCUGGCCGCCUCAUGUGCCACCUGCAGGUGCCUCUAAUGGGCACCGGACUUGCUUUCGCACUCGCAUUUUGCUUCAUCAUUUGUAAAAAAGUGGUGAGUUUACGGCGUCUCCUGAGUGGGCUGAUCGUGAUCCUGGGCGUAUUCGUCAGCGUCGACCUGCAACUGUGCAACGAGUUCCGCUGCCUGGGCAACCAAGUGCCGGCCGCGAAGAAGUCGGCCUGGGCGGCCAACGGUGCCCACUUUUUCUGGGCCGCCGUCUACGUGCUCGCCAUCGCCAUCUGGGCCUUCUCGUGCGCCCUCCUCGAGAACUUCUUCCUCCUCACUAAGGCGAAACCGUCGGCACUGUUGGUGAGCACCGUGGAAACGUGGACGGCCGCCCCCGACCUGCUUUUGCCGCGGGCCGCCCCCGAGGAGGCGGCGUGGAGGACUUCAGUAGACGUGGCCGCCGUGCUGGCCGCCGCCCAAGUGGCCGCUUUGGUCGUUUUUGCCGCCAUCUCGGCACUUGCCACCGUUUUGCUCAAGGGUGUGUCUCCGUGGGACUGGUUGCUGGAGCUGUGUUGGUGUCUGUGGCAGCAGGCGACGUGCGCGUGGACGCCGUGGGUUUUGGCCGCCACGUACGCACCCUUCCUCUUCGCCACGUGCCACUUCCUGCGCACCACCGAGUCGGCCCUGUUCGCCAUGGCCGCGGCCUCGGUGGCAUUGCCUGUGUCCGGGGUCUGGUGGUCCGUCGUCCGGAUGCAAGACGAAAAACUCAUUUUCGACCCCACCUUGUCAGGCGACCUGGUCAGCGCCUUCUUCGGCCUGCCCAUCAUUGGCGCCGGACUCGUGCUCUUUGCCAGACUUCACAUGGCCGAGCUGAGGAGGCGUCUGCUCUGACCUUCCGAAAAGAAAAGAAACCCCCCUGGAAAAUUGUUUUAUUGAGAUAAAUGUAAGCAUUAUUUUUAAGGUGUACAUUGUAAUUUUUUUUACCAAAGUUUUUAAGAUCAAAUAACGUUAAUCAAUAAUAAUAUUUUGUUGUUGGUUUUUAAAGAAAGAUUUUUUUAAUUGAAAUUUGACCGAAUUUCACAGAAAUCAUGAUAAAAAAUUUGCAUUUUUAAGCUUAGACUUUUCCUGCCAAAUGAAUUUAAAUCUCUAGAAAAAGAAUAUUUUUUAAUAAAAGAAAUUUCACAGAGUGAUCAUUUAUUUGAGCCAAAUUAUAAGGGAAAUGAUUUUAGACGAUCCCGGCUAAAAUGUUAAAUUUUUAAAUCUUCAGUUUACAGUUUUAAGAUGUCUCAAUGAAAAUGUUUUUAGAGAUAAAUCGCCAUCAAAAUCACUUAGGCCGAUUGUUUAUUAGCUGAGAAAUACCAACCAUUCCAUAUCAGUGAAAAAGCAACAAAUUCUGUAAAACAUGUGCCAAAUCACCCCCAUAUCCAACCGAACAUAUUCAUUCUCCGUCACUAAGUUUUAAAUUUAUCGUUUUUCGCGAUUCGCAAGGUACAAAAUUGGCGACGGGGAAAACGCGAAUUUUAUUAAAAGAAUAAAACAAUUAAAUUCUCCAUCUCAUUAGUCAGUUUUUUGUACGUGCCUUGUUCCAUAAAAAAACACACCUCAAAAAAGACAAAUAAAAUAAUGUGUGUAAAAACUUCGUCAGGGCUAACCUACUUAGAGUUUCUUGUAGCACCCGGCUAGAUUGUGAAUUUCAAUUCAGGUAUAAAAUUCAAGUCUACUAAUAUGAGUAUUUUUUGUUUAAUUCUCUGAAUCUCAAAAUGCUAUUCACAUAUAAAAAAAAAUUGUAAUCUUGGUCCAUGCAGCUUCCAGCAUUUCGUUAGGAACGGUUAAAUGAACUUUAAUUUAUAUAUUAUCACGGCUUCCUUUUUUUACGCAAUUAGUACUAACUGAACUUUUUAGGGUGUUUUUAAAGAUCUUCCCAUGUAAGAUUUAAUUUGAUAUAUGUGGCAAGAAUUUACAAAAUUUUAUUGAAAUGAACUCGAAAACAGGUAUAAACUUGAAUUGUGAUAUCAUCUCAAUUUUGAAUUGCAUUCAUCUAAAUUUAUGAAGAGACGAUGUAAGUCUCACGUUUAAGAUUUUAUUAAAUCUUGUUAAUCGUGUAACCUUUUGCGUAUAGGAAAGAGGGUAGGUCUAAAUGUAGGACAAACGUUUGAAAAUUUUAUAAAAUUUUGAGCCUCGGCUAUAGAAAAAUCGAUAGCAGUGUCGUUUGCGAAUGCAGGAGAGGAAAUAAGGCAAUCUCAUUUGAAUUUUAAAUAAGGUCACUUUCUUGAAAUCCUGCCAGUUGUGGUUAUAUCUUUAACCUCAAGUGCCAGUUUUCGUUUACGAAAUUUUAAAGAAAGACAUUUUUAAGCAACAAAAGAAGACAUAUUUGAAAGCCAUCCAAUGCAUGAAUUUUGGCGAUUUUUGUUUUUUGCUCUUGACGAGGCUGUUAUUCUUUUAGAAAGUUAGGAUAUCCAGGGUUGGGCGGAAUUGUUUUGAAUUUAGAUAAAUCCUAAGCAAAUUUCUAAUAUGUUUUGUGUUGAGCUCAAAAACACUGCGCAAUAAACGUGUGUAUAUUGAAGGUGUUUGUUAUAAUAUAAGUAUGAGCUGCGUCUCUCUCAAAUUGGUGUUUUACAGGUUGGUGUGUGUUGAGAGUAGGGGGCGAGAGAUCGCAAAUAAAAUUUAAUACAUAAAAUAAAUAUGUGCCUUCAUACACUCACACAUACUGAUAAUGAUACGAGACGCGAAAGGUGCGGCUGAAAAACUGCGCUAUUUUUCCACUCACCAUACCUUUGAGAAAAUAACAAAAAAAUUUAAUAACAGCCGAGCACAUUCACAGACAUUAAACACCUAUGGAAAAAGAUAAUUGAGUUUCUUCUCUAUAGAAAAAAUGAAGAAUGCUUUUUUGAUAUAUGAUAAAAAAUAUAAACACCGUCUGCGAUUGUGAUAUGACUUUUCGACGAAAGCGAAAUUUUCACACUUACUGCACCUUUUUCAAAUUUAUACAUAUAAAAGCGUCAAAUAUAUAUUAUGUAACUCAAGAGGAUUCUGUUUUAAUUGUCAAUUAUUUUCUUACAUAAAUAUGAUUCAUUUCAAGUUAAGCCCCUUUUGGUUACAUUUUGGAAGAAAUAAAUUUGAAAUUUACAAAACAUUUUGAAAAGUGUAUCAAGAUUAAAUAAAACUUGCAACAUUGAUUUAAUUAGAAAAUUUAUAAUUAAGUCAAUAUAACUUGUCAAUUUUUUUCAUCAUGUGAAAUUUUAUUUAAUUUUAUAUUAAAAAAAGGAAAAAAUUACAGAUGAUCGUUGAUCGUGUUAUAACAAAAAAGAAUUAUUUAUGCAUUCAAUUUAAUUUAUAUUUUGCAAUCAAACUAAUUUGUUUACUUUAAAUGGUAGGGAACACAUAAACGGCAUGUAAGUGUGAAUUUUUGGAAACAAAUUAUGUCUAACAGGAGGAUAAUAAAUGUUUAUAUAAAUUGCUGCGUACUGUGUUGUAUAUCGAUCGUACGAAUUUCAAUAAAUAUGUAUAAAUUGUAUAACCGUCUCAUGUAACUGAAUAUAAACGUUAUAUCGCUCUUGAAAUGUUACCGCGAGAUAGUGAGCAGAAGAGAAACAUUAUGUUGUGUUUUUUGUGAAACAAAACGUCUCAAGAAAAAGAAAUAAAAUGAAAACAAGCCACUUUGUAA
Molecule: messenger RNA, 4156 nt
Organism: Neocloeon triangulifer
Lineage: Eukaryota; Metazoa; Arthropoda; Insecta; Ephemeroptera; Baetidae
Exons: 5
Coding region: 136-1383 (415 amino acids)
Source: RefSeq, a predicted model, not a curated record